CGAAAGCAUUCGAUCAUUUCUAUCGAUAAGAGAGGAAAGGGAGGAGCCAGGUACUCACCUACUCGGGCGAGCGCAGUUGGCGCGCCACGGCCUCCCGAAUUCGUUUCACUCUUCGUCGACACGAUUCUCCACCGCGGAAACGUCCCUAGAUCAUGGAUCGACCUUACCCUAAUCCGAUCGAGGAUCUGCGGGAAUCGGACUUUUACCACGAAAACGUCAGCUGCGACCACGGCCUCGUUCCUACAGCCAUCGAGAACAUCGAAAGUCUCGCUGCGUUUGGAGCGAUCAUUUUGAGCAUCGGGUCGCUCUUGUGGAUCGUAACGCUUUACCUUGCCAUCGACGCCGCCUAUAAUGUCCUACUUCAAGAAGAAACAUCUCGUUACAAGACGAGCGCCGUCACUAUAUUAUCGGUUUAUCCAGUGGCGAGCCUGUGCAGCCUUCUUGCGAUCGCGGUACCAAGGGUCCAGGUCGCGUCGGAAGCAACUACUCAAAUUUUCCUCACGAUAUCCUUCUAUCGGCUGUACUUGCUACUAAUUGACGUGGGACGAAAGACCGUUUCAAAGCCGCCUCCGUUGAAGCUGAACGUUGGUCCUUGUUGCUGCUGGCCCUGUCUGCCGUUUCCUACCGCGGACAUGAACGGCACCUACUUGUCGUGGCUCGGCAUUUCGGUCGUCCAGUUGCCCAUCGUCCAGGGAUUGACCUACUGCAUCUUCCUCUUCAUGGCAGCGGAAGAACCGUCCCUGGUGAGAAGAUACGGCGUGUUCUUCCAACCGCUUUCGGUCAGCAGCAUCCUGCUAGGAAUUUACGGAGUGACGGUCACUACCAAGUCCCUGCACGACGUCGCCCCAGAAGCCGGUCUGCAGCUCAAAACCCUGGUGUCACAACUGGUGCUGCUAUUCUCCAAGCUGCAGGGCUUCAUCAUAAAGAGCCUCUCGGGAACGGGACUGUUCCCGUGCAAUCCUCCACUGACGCCUCUAAUUUAUUCUUAUGUGACCUACAACGCCCUGAUGGUAAUCGAAAUGCUGCUGCUCUGCUAUGCCGCGAGAUUGCUUUACACGGACUCCGAGAAACGGGAAGAUUCUACCCGGGCCAGAGAUCAGACCAAAGACAAGGAGACCUCGGGGGAAGUGAUGAAUAACAACGAAGAAAGAACGGUGUAGCUUCGUAUUUCGUAAGCCGCAAAGGUCGCGAGGAACGCCGUUAAGAGGAUCGCCCCGAAGAAGAUGACGAUAGUUUCUGGAAAGAAGGGACGAAAGGGGUCCGACUUCUUCCCCUGAAAUCCCGAGGGACGUAAUUAGGUGUUGUUUCUCCGGUCGAAGUUGUACCUACGUGAUCGAAAGCGUUAACGAAAGAGUGGAAUGUUCCUUGCCAAAUAUCACGAUUUAUUACGUCGCUCUUGUA
Molecule: messenger RNA, 1401 nt
Organism: Orussus abietinus
Lineage: Eukaryota; Metazoa; Arthropoda; Insecta; Hymenoptera; Orussidae
Product: organic solute transporter subunit alpha
Exons: 7
Coding region: 153-1160 (335 amino acids)
Biological process (GO): transport
Molecular function (GO): transporter activity
Source: RefSeq, a predicted model, not a curated record